UCCCGCCAGUUAAUGUUUAACAUCAAAGGUCACCGAAAGUUCAAAUCACGAUCGGGGGUUGCCCGGAAGUUGACCGGCACUCAAGACACACAAGACCUCAGGUGUCAGUGCCGUAUUUUACUUCACUUCUGUCCUUGUUCCUGACCUGUUUGACCAAGAAGGUCUAAAGAAUUUGGUUUGACAACAUCUUAGAAUGGCGUCGGCACCGCUCAAGAACUGUUUCCACCGUGACGGGGCGGGGUUCUUGUGGUGCGAAGGAGUCCGCGUAAAAUCCCUUCAAGAAGACCUGUCAAGACGGCUUCCACGCCCCUCAUGCAGCCCCUUCUACCUGUACAGCCUCUCUCAGGUGCGACACAACGUCUCAAGAUACAAGGAAGCCCUCAAGACGUUGCCGAACCCGCACGUCUUGGGCUACUCCCUCAAGGCGAACGGGAACCUGGAGAUUUUAAAGACGCUGCGAGCCAUGGGGUGCGGGGCGGUCACCGUUAGUGGGAAUGAGAUCAGGCUGGCCCUGACGGCGGGGUUCAACGCCGACAGCAUUGUGUACAACGGAAACGGCAAACAGGACUGGGAGUUGGAGCUGGCCGUGAGAGUGAACUGUCUGAUCAACGUGGACUCUGACUUCGACUUGCGCCAUGUUCGGAGCGCUGCCGACACGGUCCGCCAGAGGGCGCGCGUGCUCAUCAGGAUCAACCCUGACAUCGACCCAAGAGUGCACCCCUACAACUCAACCGGCCUGGCGAGUAGUAAGUUUGGGCUAGAGUGCAGCCAGCUGCCAGGUCUGCUUGAGAAGGUUCGCAGGUGGCCGGCACAACUGCAGCUGGUGGGCUUGCACUGCCACCUGGGGUCCACCAUCACUGAUGUCUCUCUCUUCAGAGAUGUGGUUUCUGUGGUGUCUGCUGAGAUGGAGUCGGUCAGGUCCCAGGGCUUCCACGACCUUCGCUACCUCAACAUGGGAGGGGGGCUGGGCAUCGACUACCUACGGCAGCAAGACAGUACAAACCCCUCCCCCGCUGACUUGGUAUCUUCCAUCCGUGAUGCGCUGACAGACAAAAACAUCUGCCUCAUCUUGGAACCCGGACGGUCCAUCAUAGGGGAUGCCGCCAUCUUGGUCACGAAGGUCAUUGGGGUCAAGGGCAAUGGAAAGAAAAGGUUCGUUGUCACAGACGGGUCCAUGACAGAGGUGAUCCGACCCAGCCUGUACUCAGCCUACCACCACAUCCAGCUUACAGAGCCCUCACAGGCAGAAGACCCGACAGAACAAGAGUACGAUGUCGUGGGGCCGGUGUGCGAGUGUGGUGACUUCCUGGGGAAAGACCGGACCAUACCAACUCCACACGAGGGGUGUGGGCUGGUAGUGUUUGACGUGGGCGCCUACUGCUCUUCCAUGGCAUCCAACUACAACAUGAGGAUACGUCCAGCGGAGGUCCUGGUAGAUGGAGCGACCUGGAGGUUCAUCCGACGACCAGAAACACUUGAGGACAUGACGAGGUGCUACACAGGACUACCUCCGGACAGCUUCUCCAUUCAGGACUGAUCAAUGCCUCGAGAUGGGAGUUCAUCUAUGUUGUUACAAUAAACUAAAUAUUACCUAACCAACACAGGUGGGGCUUACCCCUACGUUCGUCAAAUUUUCGGCCGACUCUGUGAGACUUGUUCACGGAAUAGAUCUGUGUACUGCAUCUUAUGGGAUGUGAUAUUUGAGAGAAGUGACUCCCAUCAAAGGGUUGUCAUCAUCACCAUCAUCAUCAGUACCAUAGUUUUUUGGUUGUCGGUGCCAGAUAACCAAUGCCAGUGCGGCACUGCGGGGUUCGAUCAUUGCUGUUUUAUUGUUCGAUCACUGUUGUUUUAUUUUUCCCCAUUUUUUUUUAUAAUGUAGAUAUUGCAAAAUACAUAAAAGGAUGACUUAGAAUAUCUUUAUCUCUGAAAUUUGUUAAGUAAUCUUUCGAACCCUGCAGUAUCCCGAGAUACUACCUUAUGAUAUAACUCACUUGUUUAUGCACAGCAAGAGAAAGACAAGAGACCAUCUGCACUAUUUUACAAGCACUUUAAUUGACACUUGUAGACCUGUAUACACGUAGUAGUAACCAGUCUAAAAGUGAACAAGACAAAAAACCCAUUGCCUUAAUAAUGUGGGGCCUUUUUUUUUACUGCCAUACUGUACAGGUUGCUGCAAGCACAACCAACCGAACUGUCAAAUCAUGUUAAUCAAAAGGUCCUCAGAUCUACAGCUACGUUCGUUGUACAUACGUCGUCACCAAGACAAGCCUUAAAACGUUCGGACGAUACAAUAAGGACUAAUAAAAAGGGAAGAACGACGAGAUAGAGGCAACUCUCUAGCUCAUCAUGUGACAGUUUAUACACAUUCAUUAAAUAAGGAAUCCAGCAACAAAACUUUACUAGCUUUAGGACACUUUUCGUCACGUUUUUUUUCUUUUUCUUUUUCAACUCAACGGUAAAUUGUUUACCCAUUUCUGCUACACAGGCGUAACAGGAACUCGCAACCAGUCACAUCCCUUUCUACGUGUGAUUUCUUUCUUCCAGCUUCAGAAACAGUCAGUGUUGCGAAGAUAGUAAGACAACUUGAAAUCGGUUGUUCAUGCGAUAGUAAAGAUUGUUCCUCUUCCAAACAAUCAGGAAAUGUGCUUUAACUCCCUUUUUUUUCCCUCCUUCCUAUAGCCUCUUUCAGUAUUUCUCUCCCACUAGUACAGAAAACAGUACACCAAUCAAUCCACACUGCUCCUUAUAAUUACUACCAGAUAUCUGCCUCCAAGAACAUCUUCCCUCAGUUCCUCGCGUACCCCUCACACUUGCUAUUGCAUACAAGGUAGACUGAGUUAGUUUUUGGAUGUGACAACAUACGAAAAACAUCCAAGGUAACACUUCGUGACAUGGACUAAUUAUUUAAACCACAGAAAUUUUUUACCCUUUUUUCAUUUGUUUGAACGAAAGUUGCCAACAUUUCAACGUUUAUAGCGACACUUGUGGCAACACAGACGGAGUUGUGUUUUUUUGGAUGAAUAUCAAGUUCGACACACCAUACCCUGAAAACAUCCCGCAUAUACAUAC
Messenger RNA from Branchiostoma floridae (Florida lancelet), 3069 nucleotides. RefSeq names its product diaminopimelate decarboxylase 1, chloroplastic-like. Gene Ontology annotation, molecular function: diaminopimelate decarboxylase activity. The coding region runs from base 194 to 1537 and encodes 447 amino acids. The record is from RefSeq and is a predicted model, not a curated record. The transcript is spliced from 8 exons. Lineage: Eukaryota; Metazoa; Chordata; Leptocardii; Amphioxiformes; Branchiostomatidae.